GUGAACAAACGGCUUUGCUUCCCAUUGGUAACCUCGGCUUCCUUGCAGAGAGAGGAGCACCUGUGUCCGCUCACAAGGGUAAAGAGCAAGACAAGCAUAAAGAUGAAGCUGGUUGUCGAAUUUAUGGAUGCGCAUGAUCCCACGGCGAGGGAAGGACAUCCCUAUCCCUCCAGCACAUAAAUAGAAGGUCGUUUUCAUGAACAGGAAACCAAAACUCUGCCUUGACUGAGGCUUCAAACCAGUUCAGUGUGAGAAGUUUAUGAUUCAGGCGAACUAUAUGCUUCCCCUCUUAACCAGACCAUCCAUAUUUCUAGAUACAACCAAUGAAGAAAGACCUGCUGGAGCUUUCUUGGCAAACUGAAUCAAUCAGAGGAGUUCCAUAGAGAUUUCAAUCGGUGGGUGUUUGGCUUCUUUCCCAUAUAAAGGAUAGACUAACCCUUCAAGUGAAUCCGAAACUUCAUCUCUGCCAUUGCUGCCUCCUUAAACGCCACCAGCAAUUUCCUGCCUUGUGUUGCAGUAGUAAAGAAAAAUCAAGUAGCCUUUGGAAGUGAACAUUUUGAUACCAUCGACAGACAAUCACCAAGAAAAGCAGCAGCUCAAUAAACCUCUGCAAGAAAAGCAGCCUGAUAAUCAUGCAGCAGAUGCAGCACGAUCAGGACUACAAAUUGAAGGACACUACUCCACAACUUGGGGAGAGAUGGACAGUUGGAGGAGGAAGCAUUCUGGGAAAUGGAGAAAAAUACACUAGUACCUAUGACCUCGUGGAGCAGAUUCACUACCUUUACAUUCGAGUGGUGAAGGCUAAAGAGCUUCCAACGAAUGUAAUCACAGGAAGCUGUGACCCUUACGUGGAGGUAAAGCUUGGAAAUUACAAGGGAAGAACGAGGCACUUUGAAAAGAAGCCUAAUCCUGAAUGGAACCAAGUAUUUGCCUUCUCAAAAGAGAGGAUACAGUCAUCACUGCUGGAGGUUUUUGUUAAGGAUAAGGAGAUGAUAGGAAGGGAUGACUAUCUUGGGAAAGUAGUCUUUGAUCUCAAUGAGGUGCCCACCAGAGUGCCUCCUGAUAGUCCAUUGGCACCGCAAUGGUACAGGCUAGAAGACCGGCGAGGUGAAGGCAAAGUCAGGGGAGAGAUCAUGCUUGCUGUGUGGAUGGGAACCCAGGCAGACGAAGCUUUCCCUGAAGCAUGGCACAGCGAUGCCGCUGCUGUUCACGGUGAAGGAGUCUUCAACGUCAGAUCGAAGGUGUAUGUCUCCCCUAAACUAUGGUACCUUAGAGUUAAUGUGAUCGAAGCACAGGACUUGCAGCCAAAUGAGAAGGGCAGGUCCCCAGAGGCAUUUGUUAAAGUCCAACUGGGCAAUCAGGUGCUCAAGACCAAAAUAUGUUCCACUCGAGUCUCAACUCCAUUUUGGAACGAAGAUCUCGUCUUUGUUGCAGCAGAGCCUUUUGAGGAACAGCUUUUGCUAACUGUGGAGGACAGAGUAACCCCUACGAGGGAUGAUGUGCUGGGAAAGAUUGUGCUGCCGUUGACAUUGUUCGAGAAAAGGAUGGAUCACAGGCCAGUUCACUCGCGCUGGUUUAACUUGGAAAAGUUCGGCUUUGGAGUUUUGGAGGCUGACAAGAGAAAAGAGCUCAAAUUCUCAAGCAGAGUUCACCUAAGAGUCUGCUUGGAAGGUGCUUAUCAUGUUCUCGAUGAGUCCACUAUGUACAUUAGCGACCAACGACCAACUGCAAGGCAAUUGUGGAAGCAACCUGUAGGAAUUUUAGAAGUUGGCAUAUUAAGUGCAAAGGGACUUCUGCCCAUGAAAUCUAGAGAAGGCAAAGGCACCACAGAUUCUUAUUGUGUUGCAAAGUAUGGGCAGAAGUGGGUUAGAACAAGAACCAUCUUAGACAGCUUCAGUCCUAAAUGGAAUGAGCAGUACACCUGGGAAGUCUAUGACCCAUGUACUGUCAUCACUUUAGGAGUGUUUGAUAAUUGUCAUCUUGGUAGUACAGAGAAGGCACCAUCUGUUGGUGCCGUAGCAAGAGAUUCAAGGAUAGGGAAGGUAAGAAUCCGGCUCUCAACAUUAGAAGCUGACAGGAUCUACACUCACUCAUAUCCCCUGCUUGUUCUUCACCCUUCUGGGGUGAAGAAAAUGGGUGAGCUUCAGCUGGCUGUCAGGUUCACAUGUCUAUCUAUAGCACAUAUGAUCUACAUCUAUGGUCACCCUCUGCUCCCCAAGAUGCAUUACCUGCAUCCUUUUACUGUGAGUCAACUUGACAUGCUAAGACAUCAAGCCAUGAACAUCGUUGCAGCAAGGCUGGGAAGGGCUGAACCUCCUCUUAGGAAGGAGGUGGUGGAGUACAUGUUGGAUGUGGACUCUCACAUGUGGAGUAUGAGGAGGAGCAAAGCAAAUUUCUUCAGAAUCGUAUCCUUGUUCUCUGGGUUUAUUUCCAUUGUCAAGUGGUUUACUGAUAUUUGCCAUUGGAGGAACCCCAUUACCACGGUGCUGGUUCAUGUGCUAUUCUUGAUCCUUGUGUGGUACCCUGAACUGAUCCUCCCAACAGUAUUUCUGUACAUGUUCAUGAUCGGGUUGUGGAACUAUAGAUUCAGACCUAGGCAUCCACCUCAUAUGGACACACGCCUCUCUUGGGCAGAGGCAGUCAGUGCUGAUGAGUUAGAUGAGGAAUUCGACACCUUCCCGACGUCGAAGCCUCAGGACAUAGUCCGCAUACGUUAUGACAGACUCAGAAGCAUUGCAGGGAGGAUACAGACAGUGGUGGGGGACAUUGCAACACAGGGAGAGAGGUUUCAAUCUCUUCUGAGUUGGAGAGACCCAAGAGCUACAAGCCUGUUCAUAUUGUUCUGCUUGAUUGCAGCUGUAGUUCUGUAUGUGACACCCUUCAGAGUAGUGGCCCUGGUUGGAGGACUCUACACCUUGAGGCACCCAAGGUUUAGGAGCAAGUUGCCGUCAGUUCCAAGCAAUUUCUUCAAGAGAUUGCCAGCCAAAAUAGACAGCAUGCUCUGAGAGUAUCCAAAGCUGCCAGCUCCAAGGAUUUCAAAGAGAGAUUGGGGAGCCAAUACGGGUGUUGCUCCAAUAAAUGUGGUAUGGUGUUCUUGACUUUGCUAGUUUUUUCUGUAUUACAGUAUCGAUCAUCAUUCUUCUCUUUUUGGUUUUCUCUUUGCUGUUUUCCUUGGAUUAUGCUAAUCAAAGUGUUGUAUUUUAUACAAUAAAGACAGAUGUAUCGUGCCUGAAGCCUGGGCAUCAGGUGUUCUUGGGUAGUUUUAGUGUAAACAUGUCAUUUGUAUUUCUGCCAGUUAUUGACUCAAUAAAGGAUUUAUCAUGGCUUGGCAUU
This is a messenger RNA of Nymphaea colorata (pocket water lily), 3333 nucleotides long. RefSeq names its product FT-interacting protein 1-like. NCBI's taxonomy places the organism in Eukaryota, Viridiplantae, Streptophyta, Magnoliopsida, Nymphaeales, Nymphaeaceae. The transcript is spliced from 2 exons. The record is from RefSeq and is a predicted model, not a curated record. The coding region runs from base 633 to 3005 and encodes 790 amino acids.